Messenger RNA from Selaginella moellendorffii, 996 nucleotides. Its product is annotated as pentatricopeptide repeat-containing protein At3g29230-like. The record is from RefSeq and is a predicted model, not a curated record. Gene Ontology annotation, biological process: RNA modification. The coding region runs from base 1 to 996 and encodes 331 amino acids. NCBI's taxonomy places the organism in Eukaryota, Viridiplantae, Streptophyta, Lycopodiopsida, Selaginellales, Selaginellaceae. The transcript is spliced from 3 exons. Gene Ontology annotation, molecular function: protein binding; RNA binding.
AUGCCUCUUGUGAGCUCGAGCUCCUGUGCUGCGCUCGUGGAGCUCUACACGCUGAGUGGUCUCUUAAUGGAAGCGAGGCAGCUCAUUGAAAGAAUGCUCCAAGUUGAUAUCGCGUCGUGGAACAUGUUGCUCGCGGGGUACUCGCAGAACAGCUACUGCAAAAGAACUUUCGAUGGGAUCUCCAGCCGGAACGAAGUAACCUGGAACUCCAUGGCCGGAGCUUACGUCCAGAACGGGCAGCUGAGUAGAGCCAUCGAAAUGCUCGAGCGAAUGCCGCAGCUUGCUCUGAUUUCCUGGCACAUACUCCUGGGAGCUCUCGUCCAGAACGGCCGGACUCGAGAAUCCAUCCAUCUCUUCCACCAAAUGCUGCUCGAAGCAGUGAUCUCAUAUGCCGUGGCUCUCGUGAGCGUUCUCACUACUUGCAGCCAUGCAGGACUUGUAAGUUCCAGCCGCCUCUACUUCACGUCGAUGCUUUCCGACUACGAGCGAGCACCUGUUGCGGAACAGUUUUCCUGCGUGAUCGAUCUUCUGGGACGUGUUGGAAGGCUAGAAGAUGCGGAGGUGUUGAUUAAUGUCUUGCCUUUCGCUCCAAGCAUCGUGGUGUGGGGAGCACUGCUUGGAUCUUCUAGAAGAGGCAGAGGGGGAUUUGGGCUAGAUCUGGAGCAGGUUGUCUCAGACCCGUUCCCAGAGGUGGAACAAUGGAUGCCCACUGCUAGAGUUCUGUCAUGCAUCACAACAUGCGGCAACUCCACGGAUUCCAUGGGCCACUACAUUGCUACAGUCCUGGGCCCCCUAGCGUGGUUCUUCAAGCAAGUUGAGAAUGCUGCUCUAUCCCUGGCCUCGACGGAUGAAAACAGGGCCGUGGACUCGCAUGCGGCCACCGAAAGAGUGUUUCUUUCAGUUUUCCCAAGAACCAGUAGGAGAAUUUAUCGCACAGUAGCUCGUGACUCAGCCUUUGCAAACAUGUUGAAGGCUGCCUUGAUGCACGGAUCUUGA